Messenger RNA from Colletotrichum truncatum, 2739 nucleotides. Its product is annotated as protein required for cell. NCBI's taxonomy places the organism in Eukaryota, Fungi, Ascomycota, Sordariomycetes, Glomerellales, Glomerellaceae. Gene Ontology annotation, biological process: protein secretion. The record is from RefSeq and is a predicted model, not a curated record.
AUGAAAUAUAUCCUGCCUGAACAUCACGAACGAACCGCCAUGGAAACGGACACCCCCGGAAAAGAUCCCCGCUCAAAGCUCGCCGACAGUAUUCUUGACGCUGGGAAGCGGGCAUUUGACCCCUCUGCUGACCCCGCUUCGAAGGAAGCCGCCCAAAGAGAGUUCCAGCAACUUAUCGAUGGGAAUGGAUCUUGGAAUUUGCUGCUCGUCUUGAACGCCUUGAUUAAGCCCAACGUUGUGCCACAAUGGCUCCGUCCCGAACUGAUGAAGAUUUUGACCCUGAUUCCUUUACGACCUGACGGUGUUCGAGGAACGAUGGAGUUCAUUUUUUCCGUACAUCCUAGCAGCACUCUCAAGGCCUCUGAGGCCGCAGCUCCUCAAAAAAGGGGCGCGAAUAUUACGCAGGAAGCUAUGGCUGUUGUUACUCGAAUUUUGACUUCGCCUCCCACCACUGUGCCGCCGGAAGAAUGGUUCUCGAUAAUUGAGCCCCAGCUCACUGUGCUAUUAGACGGAAAGGAGGGCCAAGAACUUAUUACCGCCGCGGCUCAGAUCAUUAUGUUUGGCGUCUUGGGAAGGAAGCAAUUUGGCGCACCCGGAUCUCCUGGCUGGAACGUAUUUGUUGAGCCGUUAUUGUGUAACUUGAACCCAUCCCGAAAGGGUAUUUCCACACCAGUGAUCAAACAAGAAGCUGUCGAUGUUGUUGAUCUGAGUGGGAAAAGUGUUCUUGUCACUGCCGAACAUCUGUUUGUGACCUUUAAACGUUUGUCGUCUCUAAUCAACUCGACACCUUACCCAGCACAAACCAGGAGAAUGCUUGACCCUGUGCUACCUCAGCUAUGGUCCAUUUCCUGCUGGGGGGAUAUAAGUGCGAGAACAGAGGAGCGAUACUCAAAACCGGCCCGUUCACUGCUCCACACAUUUCUGAAGCUGAGCGCUCCCAUCACCAAGUUGCAUCUAAUCAUUGAAAACCUUGUCUACAAUGGAGAAUCAGCGAAAGAUAAGGUCCAAUGGCAAUACCAGGCCACACCUGACGGGGACCUACAAAUAGGCGCGAUCCCGCUAGGCCAGGCCUCGGAGAUCCCCCAGCUGAAUUGGAGUGAAAUCCAAAAGCGAUCCGAAGCCCUCAUUCGUCUCAUGACUGCAAGCUGCACCUCAGAAGAGAUAUCUUCGUUUUUCUUGGAGCUACUGGGUGGCUGGUUUCAGUCAACGAAUAUUGCCAAGAAGCCAAACAUCUUGUUUCGUUCAGAGGAAAAGGAGCCUCGAAACGAGAUUACCAAGCUCCUGGAGAUUACUGUUCUCCAGAGGAUGUUAGAGCAAAUACCGGAAAAACUUAUAAGUCGCGUGACGCAGGUUCUAGAACUGGCGUGCCAGAUAUUGGACCCUGAAAGCCUCGAAGACCAGCCGGACGAGAUUGUCUCUGUGGCUUUGAGCUUGUUGAAUCUGGUAAUUACCGCAUCAAGCUUUAAAAAGUCAAAUCUCAAGCCCGAAGUCUCUCAGAUACUGGAGUCAUCUCUGGACAAACUCGGUAAAUCCGGACGUCCUGAUGUGUCACCGACUGCGAAGAACCUUGCCCUUCUACUUCAGUAUCGCGAUGCCAUCGACCCAGAGGAGGAAGAUGCAUUUGUGCCCACCGAUAGGCAAGUUGAAGACAGAAAAACAUACAAACUUGCCUUGGAGUACAUCACUCAGGCUGACAAUCCUCCACCGGUCCGUUCCGAGGGCCUUAAUCUCAUAUCUAGAUUGGUGGCUUCGAACAGUUCGAUAUUGGAUAUUCAAUCAACACUUGUACUCCUGUCGUCGUUACUACAAGACAGCGAAGAUUUCAUUAAUCUGCGGGUUAUGAAGCUUUUUGCACAACUCGCAAACAAACACCCCAAGGCAGCCACACAGGAGAUUCUCGAGCACUACUUGGAUGCAAAAGAAACGUCCACGAAUGAUGUCCGUUUACGUUUUGGAGAGGCCUUGCUUCAAGUUAUUCAGCGCCUCGGCGAGACGUUUACUGGUGAUGCUGCAAAAAGGGUGUCCGAGACGCUUUUAUCGAUUGCUGGGAGAAGAGGGUAUCGUCCAAAGACUGAAGCUAAACAGGCCCGGGAGAAACGUCUACAAGAUGUAAAGAAGAAGCAGGCCGAAGACGCCUGGGGAGGCGAUGUACCUGACCUCGGCGACGACGUGACUGAGGAAGAGCAAGCCAAGAACGAGAUUUUGACGCAGAUUGUUGAAGGAUGGGAAAGCAAAAGAGGCAGUGAAGACGUUCGUAUGCGCACAUCUGCGUUGUCCAUCUUCGCCUCCGGAAUAGAGACAAACAUCACCGGAGUUGGCCCCGACCUGGUUUCCAUUGCAGUUGACCUCUGCAUUAACGUUCUCGCCCUCGAAAGGGAACCUGAGAAGGGUAUUUUACGACGAGCAGCCAUCUUGCUAGUUCUAGAGUUUGUCAGAGCCCUUGAUGCCGCGAAGCAGUCAGGAAGACGACUCGGGUUUGGUUUGACUGAUCAAAGCCGGGAAGACAUUAUGAGAACGCUGAGGUAUGUCGCAGUUACGGAUAACGAUGGUCUGGUCCAGCAGCAUGCCCGAGAUGUGAUAGAAAGCCUGGAGAACUGGCAGCUUGCUACCAUGUUACCGUCUUCGGAGAGCUCUGCCACAGAAGCCAGUAUUGGCCGAUUAGCGGGCUUAGCGAUUGACCAGGAUCGAUCUUUGCCUUUCGUCAAUACCAAGCGGCCCAGAAUAGAAGAAAUCGAAUGA